Molecule: messenger RNA, 2232 nt
Organism: Cinclus cinclus
Lineage: Eukaryota; Metazoa; Chordata; Aves; Passeriformes; Cinclidae
Gene: TBP
Product: TATA-box binding protein
Exons: 7
Coding region: 667-1575 (302 amino acids)
Biological process (GO): DNA-templated transcription initiation
Molecular function (GO): RNA polymerase II general transcription initiation factor activity; DNA binding
Source: RefSeq, a predicted model, not a curated record
GGUUUUCCUUGCUCUGAUUUGAGCGGCGAUGCUUUUCUCAUAGAAAUAAAAAAUUAUUUUUGAAAGCCCAAGCCUUAAAAUGGCCAGGAAGAGACUUACAAGCAGUGUGGCUUGUAAGCUUGUCAGUAGGGGAAUUAAAUUCUUAAAAAAUCAGUGCUUUUACAGCUAAAGCAAAGCUUGGAGUAGAGAGCAUCAGCAGCUUGAGCUGUUUGUGCAGCAGGGUUUGGAUGGACAGAGGCCUGCCCAAGUGAGUCAGGUAACCUGCCAGGGACUUCAGCAGAAUCAUACUGCAAAAUUUCUAUGGAGUGUGCCUGAAAAAGGUUAUUUUUAUGGAUUGUGCAUGGCGUGUGUGCGUACACGUGAAUAUUCUUAUAUGUAUUUGUACGUGGGUGUCUCUUAUCUGAGUCAGCAGCUGAUAGGUUUGCUUUUUGGUUUGUGUUUAGAUAUUAUUCUCAAGAUAUUACUGUUUUUUUCUUUCCAGGCUUUGGUUAGUGUUUUAGACUCAUAACAUAUUUCUCUGAAGCUGAUGUUUUCCUAACACUUUCAGCUUGGCUUUAAAAGCUACUUUGCUGGAAUGUUUUAAACGGUUAAAAAAAUCUCUAGGAUUUGAAGUUUAUUUAAAUCAAAAGAAAUACUUCCGGCCUCACCAAAGAAGUAACUGGAAUCAUGGAUCAGAACAACAGUUUGCCACCCUACGCUCAAGGCUUAGCCUCCCCUCAGGGUGCAAUGACUCCAGGAAUUCCAAUUUUCAGCCCAAUGAUGCCAUAUGGCACAGGACUGACACCGCAGCCUGUCCAGAGCACCAACAGUCUGUCCAUUUUGGAGGAACAGCAGCGGCAGCAGCAGCAGCAGCAAGCAGCACAGCAAUCCACGUCACAGCAAGCGACACAGGGAACAUCUGGUCAAACCCCCCAGCUCUUCCAUUCACAGACUCUUACCACAGCCCCUUUACCAGGAACCACACCUCUGUACCCCUCUCCAAUGACUCCAAUGACUCCAAUAACUCCUGCAACUCCGGCAUCAGAGAGCUCUGGCAUAGUGCCACAACUACAGAAUAUUGUGUCCACAGUGAAUCUUGGUUGCAAACUUGACCUAAAAACUAUUGCACUUCGUGCCCGAAAUGCUGAAUAUAAUCCCAAGCGUUUUGCUGCUGUUAUUAUGAGAAUAAGAGAACCACGUACUACUGCACUGAUAUUCAGCUCUGGAAAAAUGGUGUGCACAGGAGCAAAAAGUGAGGAGCAAUCCAGACUGGCAGCAAGGAAGUAUGCAAGAGUUGUUCAGAAACUGGGUUUUCCUGCAAAAUUUUUGGAUUUUAAAAUUCAGAAUAUGGUGGGCAGCUGUGAUGUGAAAUUUCCCAUCAGACUGGAAGGAUUGGUACUCACACACCAGCAGUUCAGCAGCUACGAGCCAGAAUUGUUUCCUGGCUUAAUCUACAGAAUGAUUAAGCCAAGAAUUGUUCUGCUUAUUUUUGUUUCUGGAAAAGUGGUUUUAACUGGUGCUAAAGUACGAGCAGAAAUCUAUGAAGCAUUUGAAAACAUCUAUCCUAUUUUAAAGGGAUUCAGAAAGACAACGUAACAGUUUCUACAUGUUUCAGAGAAAUCAGGGGUAUAUUUUAAAAGGUAUUGUGUAUGGCACAGCAGUAACAAAAAAUGGACUUCCAGUGCAACUGCAACACCAGGACAUGGACUAUUUCCCAGUUAGUGCCUACUUCCCUGAUGCUCAAGGGGAACUGUAUUCUUGAAUAUGUCUACUGAGUUACUGUGAGUUGCUUUACUGGGCUGUUCCUGGAGUAGCCCCUCCAACUUUUAUUUAUAUUCUAGCUUUUAAAUAGUUUUAAUGCCAGUUCCAUUAAUAGAAAAUCUCUAAGUUGGUUUAAAGACAAAUGCAACUGUGUCACUCAGUGUAUAAACCACUUAAAUUGCCAUGUAUAUAUGUUUUAAGUUCCUUCCCUAAGACCAUGGUUUUUAUAAUUUUCAGAACUUUAGCUUUUAAAUUUUUUCAAUUUUAAAUUUCUUUAGUGCCAGACACAUUCCCUCUUUCCAGUAUUAAGCAAGAUAGAAUAAAUUUAUUAAUUAAAAUGGCUCACUGUACAUAUAUAUAUAAUAUAUUCCUUUCUUCUCUUUCUUUCUUCAACUCCACAUGUACAAUAAACCCUGUUUAUACAACCAUGGGAACUGUCUUAAUAAAUCUCAAAAUUACCCAGCUGGUAGAAUGAAAUAAAUUUAAUUUUUU